This is a messenger RNA of Spodoptera frugiperda (fall armyworm), 3729 nucleotides long. RefSeq lists its product as uncharacterized. The transcript is spliced from 14 exons. Gene Ontology annotation, biological process: positive regulation of apoptotic process; proteolysis; programmed cell death. The coding region runs from base 151 to 2682 and encodes 843 amino acids. The record is from RefSeq and is a predicted model, not a curated record. Gene Ontology annotation, molecular function: protein binding; serine-type endopeptidase activity. Lineage: Eukaryota; Metazoa; Arthropoda; Insecta; Lepidoptera; Noctuidae.
ACUUCAUUCACUCAGUUGAGCGUCCGCUUUCACUAUUGAAGGAUGUAUUUGUGGUUAUUAUAAAACAAACGAGUUAUCAUUAUCGAAACAGUAAUAAAUCUUUGAAGUUAUUUAUUGUGUUGCACAUCGUUCAUAUAUUUUUUGUGAAAAAUGUUACGAAGCCGUAUCAACAAAAUGUAUUUUGGUGGAGUAGAAGGAGGCGCGACCCACUCCAACCUCGUGAUAUGCGACGAGACUGGCACGGUGGUGGGUACAGCCACGGGCCCGGGCACCAACCAUUGGACAUUGGGCAUAGAAGAAUGUGCCAUACGAAUUAUUGAAAUGGUGCACGCCGCUAAACAAGAUGCUGGAAUUCCUAGACACAAGCCUUUAAAUUCUCUGGGACUCACAUUGUCAGGGUGCGAGCAGGAGAGCAGUAACGCAGAGCUUGCUGCCUGUGUGAGAGAAAAGGAUAGCGAUGCUGCUGACGCUAUCUACGUGGCUUCGGACACAGCUGGUUCCUUGUACACGGGAGCUCCUGAUGGAGGCAUGGUGUUGAUUGCUGGUACUGGAUCCAACUCUUAUCUGAAGACUUCUUCUGGUGUAGAACGGGGAUGUGGAGGAUGGGGAUACCUUCUUGGAGAUGAAGGCGGUGCAUACUGGAUAGCCCACAAAGCAGUGAAGACCGUCUUUGACCAACAGGAUGGCAUGAAAAUCUCGGAUUUUCCAGUUGAGAAAGUGUGGGAGGUUGUUAAGGAACACUUCGAGGCUGAGACCAGAGCUGAUCUACUGCCACAUGCCUAUAAGCACUUCGAUAAGUCUAAGUUCGCUGGUUUGACAGUAAAGCUAGCAGCACUAGCCACCCAAGGCGACAGGCUCGCCCGCCACCUAUUCUCAUGCGCCGGCGCAGAAUUAGCUGCGCACGUCGCCCCGCUCACAUUCUGCGCCGACGAACACAGACUACGCGUCGUAUGCGUCGGUUCCGUAUGGAAAAGCUGGGAAUUACUCAAGAUUGGCUUUUUAAGAAAGCUGAGGGCAAGAGAUGUGAUAACCGAGCUAGAAAUGGUCACACUCCGUGUUUCAAGCGCUUUAGGCGCAGCCUGGUUAGCGGCUAAGCAUGUAAACUACGACCUACCUAGAGAUGACGAUGCAUUCUGCUCAGUCUUCUAUACAUACUACCCAUACGAACAUCUUGAUUUGGAGAAUGAUACUGACGUCCAUGGUCCACCAAUGGGUGGUGAACCUCGUGGUUUCCAUCACCCCCGCUACAUAUCUGACAUAGAAGGCCCGGACGGUCGUGGGAUGAACGGUCGUGGCUUAAUCAUUCGUGAUGCACACUUAUACAGGAAUCAUGUAAACGCUCGGGUAAACGGCCAUGCAAACGGUCAUGCAAACGGCCAUGCAAACGGUCAUGUAAACGGUCAUGUGAACGGUAAUAUUUUAAACGGUAUAGAUAUGGAGAAUAUGCGCAUUGAAGAUUUCCCUGUAAUUUAUGAAGGCGAUAGGACAGUUUCACCAUCAACAAUGAAUAUUUCGAGAUUUUCUCGUAUAUUACAAAUAAAACCUGUUAAAAACAUUAGUUAUAGAUGUUCAAGUCGUGCUUUAGAAUGUUUUAAUAGCAAUAAUAAUAGGAAUGAUGCUAAGAGUAGUUAUUACAGUGGAAUUUUGGCGGUCGCGGCCGGGGUGAUAGGUUAUAUCAGUUUAAAGGAUAAAUUAUUAGCUGCGACUGUGAUAAACAAUGAUUUAAAGGGUAGGAGAGAGAAGUUUAACUUUAUAGCUGAUGUGGUGGCGGUGUCAGCGCCGUCCGUCGUGUAUAUAGAGAUAAAAGAUGGAAGAAGAUUGGAUCUGUUUUCCGGCCAGCCCGUGACCUUAUCCAAUGGUUCUGGGUUCAUUGUGAAAGAAGACGGCCUUAUAUUGACAAAUGCUCACGUUGUAGUCAACAAACCUAAUGCUAUUGUCAACGUGCGGUUGUUUGAUGGAUCCAUCCACACUGGUUUUGUAGAGGAUGUAGACUUGAAGUCAGAUCUUGCCACUCUUCGGAUACCGGUGAAGGGAUUACCUGUAAUGAAGUUAGGGUCAUCAGCAGACAUCCAGCCUGGAGAGUGGGUAGUGGCGAUGGGUAGUCCUCUAGCCCUGAGUAACACAGUCACCGCUGGUGUAGUCAGUUCUACACAAAGAGCUAGUGAAGAACUGGGAUUAAGAGGCAAAGACAUGGUAUACAUACAAACGGAUGCUCCAAUCACGUUUGGCAACAGCGGAGGUCCGUUAGUGAACCUGGACGGAGAGGCGAUAGGCAUAAACAGUAUGAAAGUCACAUCGGGCAUUUCUUUCGCUAUACCUAUCGAUUAUGUCAAGGAAUUCCUGAAUAAGAGGACGACGAAGUCGCCGCAAGUGUCGAGGCGGUACCUUGGCAUCACCAUGCUGUCGUUGACACCAAAUAUACUCAUGGAACUACGAAUGAGGAAUCCUGAGAUGCCGACUGACAUUGAACAUGGAAUUCUCGUGUGGAAAGUUAUCAUCGGAUCACCAGCUUACAAUGGAGGCCUUCAACCAGGAGACAUAGUGACCAGUAUAAACGAGAAACCAGUGCGGACAGCUAGCGACAUCUACCUGAUUUUAGAGAACACUAGCGGCAGUUUGCGCAUAGACGUCGUUAGAGGGCGCACGCGAGUCACACUCACAGUCACGCCCGAGACUCACUGAUGAACGGACGUGUCUAAGUGAGACGUAGGAGUAAAAAUAAUAGUUUUGUAUCAAAUUUUGUCGUCGUUACAAAAAUAUGAAAUGAUUUAUGAGUGCCUACCUAGAUUGUGUGAUUUGAAUAUUUUUUUCCAUACGUUUUGUUGAUUUAGGAACAUGAUCAGUAAUAUGAAUGAGAUUUAAAGAUAUGCAUGUAUUUAUCGUCUCAAGUUUUGUAAAUAAUUAUUUUAUGUAGAUAUUUGGCUUUGGUACGUCAUUUCUUGAGGUAUAUUUCCCCAUAAAAUGAGGAAAUUAAUGAGAAGCUAAAAUAAUUACAUUAUUCAAAGCAAUUUCUUAAGUUACUUGCCAGCGACCUCAUACGCACAUUGUAAUUAUCAAUAUAAUUAUGUUAUUUACUAAAUUAUAAUUUGGUUUGAUAAUAUGUUAUGCAUAUUAAUAUGUAUAUUAAAUACACUAUUUUGAUAUAAAUUAUGUAUUAUAGUAACCAUAUUUAUUCGGAAACUUGAAAUUAUUUUUUGUAAGAUGAUGUCAAUUUGUUUAGUCUUAUUUUGAGUAACGUAACCAGAGAUUUCAAUUCCCAGAUAAAGAUAGAGAUUCAUCUAUGCCAUAUUUAUGAUUGUUGAUAUAGUUCAUGAGUAUUUUACAGUUUUUCGAUUUUGCGCUCUCCAGAUGGCGGUAGUAAUGCGUAAAGAGCUAUUAGUCUAUUCAGCUUCACUGUCACAACUUGGCUGAAUGGCCAAUAAACCUUCAAAGCUAUACUAGCGCCUCUAGUGGCGCGAAAACGUAUCAUUCACAUUUUUUGCAUAAAAACCUUUCUUGUAUAAAAAUCGACGACGAUUAAGCUAUGAAUACUUAAUUGUGUAUUUAAAUGAAAAUGAAAUGGUUUUUCAUUUCAUUGUAACGGAUAAAGUUAAUUUAAAUAAAAAAAGUAAAACUUUUAUUUAUUUUUGAAACAGCCUGUAUAUGUUUUUGUAUAGUUUUAUGUAAUAUUUUAUAUAUAGUUGUUGGUAAGAAUGUUUGUAUGUAUUAUAGAGAAAAUAUGGUGGAUUA